CCUCGAGCUAAGUCUCGCCCAAGCCUCAACUGAACCUUUGUAUCCUCUGAUAACCACCCAUCAUGUCCAGGUCCUACGAUCGCGCUCUCACCGUCUUCUCGCCGGACGGUCACUUGUUCCAGGUAGAAUACGCCCUGGAAGCUGUCAAGAAAGGCACAUGUGCUGUAGGUGUCCGAGGGAAGGAUAUCGUAGUCCUGGGGGUGGAGAAGAAGUCGGUUCUGCAACUACAGGACCCACGCACAGUGAGGAAGGUAGCGAUGCUUGAUGAUCAUGUAUGCCUCGCCUUUGCUGGUCUCAAUGCUGAUGGCCGAGUACUCAUCGACAAAGCGCGUGUGGAAUGUCAGAGCCACCGGCUAACAGUUGAAGACCCUGUCACCGUGGAGUACAUUACGAGACAUAUUGCCGGUAUACAGCAAAAAUAUACGCAAUCUGGUGGUGUCCGACCAUUCGGAGUGUCUACCCUCAUCGUCGGCUUUGAUCCCCAUGAUACCAGACCCCGCCUCUACCAAACUGAGCCGGGAGGCAUCUAUAGUGCUUGGAAGGCAAACGCUAUUGGCCGAUCCUCGAAGACAGUCCGGGAGUUCCUCGAGAAGAACCACAAGGACGAACUGACGCGAGACGAGACCAUCAAGUUGACGAUCAAGAGCUUGCUCGAGGUCGUCCAGACAGGCGCAAAGAACAUCGAGAUUAACGUCAUGGAGAGCUAUGGCAAGAUCACCGCUCUGGAGCAGUCUGAAAUUGAGACAUUGGUCCAGGAGAUUGAGCGUGAGAAGGAGGCUGAGGCGGAAAGGAAACGGUCGCGAUUGGCAGCGACGGCAGCAGGUCAAGCUGCGAUGUCGCAGGCGGUGCCCGGGCAGUAGUUGGAAGUACGUGUAUAUUAUCGCUGACUGGAUUUGAACGCCAUCGACUGCACCAUUCAUGAAUCUGUCGCCAAAGAGCUCGAGCUA
Molecule: messenger RNA, 947 nt
Organism: Fomitopsis serialis
Lineage: Eukaryota; Fungi; Basidiomycota; Agaricomycetes; Polyporales; Fomitopsidaceae
Product: N-terminal nucleophile aminohydrolase
Exons: 9
Coding region: 63-860 (265 amino acids)
Biological process (GO): ubiquitin-dependent protein catabolic process
Cellular component (GO): proteasome core complex; proteasome core complex, alpha-subunit complex; nucleus
Source: RefSeq, a predicted model, not a curated record